AUGCAGGCCGCUGCAGAGGAAUCACAAUUUUUUGACCCUGUCGCUUUUGGAAAGGACCUCAUGGCAGGGGGUGUGGCAGCUGCAGUAUCCAAGACAACAGUAGCACCCGUUGAGCGUGUGAAGCUGCUGCUGCAGGUCCAGGCCUCAUCCAAGCAGAUCCGUGUUGACCAGCAAUACAAAGGCAUGAUAGACUGCUUUGUGCGCAUCCCUAGGGAGCAAGGAUUUCUCAGCUUCUGGCGUGGCAAUCUUGCCAAUGUUAUCCGGUAUUUCCCUACGCAGGCCUUAAACUUCGCUUUUAAGGACAAAUACAAGCAGAUUUUCAUGGCCGGUGUAGAUAAAGAUAAACAGUUUGGGAAGUGGUUUCUUUUAAACUUGGCUUCUGGUGGGGCAGCUGGAGCAACUUCUUUGUGCGUUGUUUAUCCAUUAGAUUUUGCACGAACUCGGUUAGGUGCGGAUAUUGGGAAAGGUCCUGAAGAACGACAGUUCAAAGGUCUUGGUGACUGUCUUCUUAAAAUUGUAAAGACAGAUGGGCCUCGUGGCCUAUACCAAGGAUUUGGUGUUUCAGUACAAGGAAUAAUUGUGUACCGGGCAUCCUAUUUUGGAUGUUAUGACACCAUAAAAGGAUUAUUGCCAAAUCCAAAGCAGACUCCAUUCCUUCUGUCUUUUGCAAUUGCUCAAUUCGUGACGACAUGUUCUGGGAUACUGUCAUACCCCUUUGACACUGUCAGGAGACGCAUGAUGAUGCAGAGUGGUGAGACUGAGCGUCAGUACAAAGGAACCAUUGACUGCUUUAUGAAGAUAUACCAACAUGAAGGGAUUCAAGCCUUCUUUCGAGGAGCCUUCUCAAAUAUUCUUCGUGGGUCAGGAGGUGCUCUGGUGCUGGUCCUAUAUGAUAAAAUUAAGGAGUUUUUUAAUAUUGAUAUUUCAUCAGGCUCAGCAGCUGACUAA
Gekko japonicus is the source of this 948-nucleotide messenger RNA. RefSeq names its product solute carrier family 25 (mitochondrial carrier; adenine nucleotide translocator), member 31 (gene SLC25A31). The record is from RefSeq and is a predicted model, not a curated record. Gene Ontology annotation, biological process: mitochondrial ADP transmembrane transport; mitochondrial ATP transmembrane transport. Gene Ontology annotation, molecular function: ATP:ADP antiporter activity. Lineage: Eukaryota; Metazoa; Chordata; Lepidosauria; Squamata; Gekkonidae. Gene Ontology annotation, cellular component: mitochondrial inner membrane. The transcript has 6 exons. Bases 1 to 948 code for a protein of 315 amino acids.